Schizosaccharomyces osmophilus is the source of this 1371-nucleotide messenger RNA. Its product is annotated as aminotransferase, class I/classII. Bases 1 to 1371 code for a protein of 456 amino acids. The record is from RefSeq and is a predicted model, not a curated record. NCBI's taxonomy places the organism in Eukaryota, Fungi, Ascomycota, Schizosaccharomycetes, Schizosaccharomycetales, Schizosaccharomycetaceae. Gene Ontology annotation, biological process: heme biosynthetic process. Gene Ontology annotation, cellular component: mitochondrion. The transcript has a single exon. Gene Ontology annotation, molecular function: 5-aminolevulinate synthase activity; pyridoxal phosphate binding.
AUGAUCUUGUGGGCGAACAGCAUCAAAGCUCAAAGGUCAAGGAUCGGUACUUUACCGUUUCAGCAGUUUUUAAAGUCGUUUGCAAGCGACUCAAGAUUGGGGUUCAAUUAUGAUGCUGCAUUCCAAGGAGAAAUUCAAAAAAGAAAAGAUACCAGUACUUAUAGAGUGUUAAGUAACAUUAAUCAUGUUAUCAAUCACCAAGGCCCUAAGGCAUACACGAAUGAUCACAGAAAGGUAAUCGAUGUCUGGUGCAGUAAUGACUACUUGGGAAUGCGGAUGAACAACGAAAUUUCUAGUGCUAUCCACUCGUUUGUCGAUAGGUACGGUGUUUCUUCAACCGGCUCCAGGAACAUUGCCGGGCAUAACCAAGUCUUUGUCGACUUGGAGAACUCUUUGGCGAAUCUUCAUCGAAAGGAAGCUUGUCUCGUUUUCAACAGUGGUUAUGUUGCCAAUGACACUACACUCGCUACCCUGGCACAAAAGCUUCCUGGUUGCGUUUUCUUCAGUGAUGAGCUAAAUCACGCCUCCAUGAUUCAAGGAAUUCGAAACGGGAAAGCGGCCAAAGUUAUAUUUAAGCACAAUGAUAUACAGGAUUUGGAAGAAAAACUAAGUAGAUACCCUCAGAAAACUCCUAAAGUCAUUGCCUUUGAGUCCAUUUACAGCAUGAAUGGUGAUAUUGCUCCUAUUGAAUCCAUAUGCAGGUUGGCAAAGCAGUAUGGUGCAUUGACAUACCUCGACGAGGUUCACGCCGUUGGAAUGUAUGGAGAACGGGGCGCUGGCGUUACUGCUGCACUGAACAUUUCAGAUCAAGUAGAUGUUAUUACUGGUUCUUUGGCGAAAUCUUAUUCAGCGACAGGUGGGUAUGCAGCGGGGUCUUCUGCCUUUGUUGAUUUCAUACGUUCUUUUUGCCCUGGAUUCAUUUACACUUCUAGUCUUCCUCCUCAUGAUAUCGCUGCUGCUUUGACAUCUGUGGAGUAUCUAAAAUCUUCAGACAAGGAAAGAGCCCUUCAAAAGUCUGCCGUCCGUAAAUUAAAAGAUGCUCUAAGCGAUUCUGGAAUCCCUUUCCUUUCCAACCAAUCUCAUAUUGUCCCCAUUAUGGUUGGGCACCCAGAGUAUGGAAGAUUGAUUAGUAGGGAUCUUAUAAAGGAUUACAACAUUUAUCUCCAUCAUAUUAAUUAUCCUACUGUUGCAAAGGGAACAGAACGUUUGAGAGUAACGCCUACACCUCUACAUAAUGAUGAGGCUAUUUUGAAGCACUUUAUAAGUGCCCUGAAAGAACUAUGGAAAAAAUACGAUUUGCAUGGUAUUGAUCAUUGGAAAGCAAAUGGAUUCUCUGUCAAUGACCCAUGCCACUUUCCUCUUGUAGCAUAA